This is a messenger RNA of Penicillium diatomitis, 1623 nucleotides long. Its product is annotated as endo-beta-1,2-glucanase. The record is from RefSeq and is a predicted model, not a curated record. NCBI's taxonomy places the organism in Eukaryota, Fungi, Ascomycota, Eurotiomycetes, Eurotiales, Aspergillaceae. Bases 1 to 1623 code for a protein of 540 amino acids. The transcript is spliced from 7 exons.
AUGCACUUUCGCCAGGUCUCAUUAGGCCUCACUUGCGCCACUCUGGCGGCUGCCCUGCCUGGCAACUCGCUGAGACGCAACGAGCCCUCAUGUCGUUUUGCCCAGCAGUACACCGAGAAAGAAGUCCUGAAAGAUCCCUCCAACUUCAUUCAGGAUAUGCUGUACUGGGAGGGCAAAUUCCACCAAAACAAUGUCUCGUAUAAUUCAGAAAAUGGCAUGUCUUACGAUGGAACCAACAUUGACUGGGAAACCGGAGAGCGAACAGUCAAACAUCCUUUCAGUGCCGCGAGCAAAGAGUCCCUGCAAGUUAUGCUCUACGCCCACGCGAUCUCGGGAUCACCAGACGCAGCUCGGGUGAUUUCUCCCAACAAUCCGUCAGCCGCUCCCGAGAUCGUAGCGUCAAUCAUGGACCUCAAGUUGCAAACAUAUUUGAGAUUCAAUGAGACCUAUCCCGGGUUCGGUGGUUUCCUGCCAUGGUUCACCUCCAGUUCACAGGAUAUCACACCAACGUGGGACUGGAACAACCGCGUUCCAGGCUUGGAUAAUGGUGAGCUGCUUUGGGCUGUAUAUGCCUUCAUUCAGGCCGCCGAGAACACGUCCAACAAGUCGUAUCAUAAUCUUGCCAGGAAAUGGCAAUCCUGGAUGGAUUACACCAAGACCACUAUUACUCAGAUCUUCUAUCGGGGCUCAGGUAAACUCUGCGCUGUUGUGGACAUCGCAAACCAGACUUUGUCAGUCAAUCAUCCCGAUCAGAAGUAUGCUUGCGAAGGGUCCAGUUAUCUUGAUGACCCCUACGAGGGAGAGCUCUUUACAUGGUGGCUCCAGUUCUUUGGAGGUCUGCCCGAUGCCGAGAUUGAAGAUCUUUGGACGUUCAAGAGAGCAAAGUUGCAGAGUAUCGACUACCACAUGGGCAAAUAUGGCCCGAUCACUGUUCAGAAAGGUAAGGAUGUUCUUCGACGCAAAGUGGGAAGUACGACGCUAAUAUCGCUUCAUGAAGGAUACUGGUUUUCCAGCCACGAGACCUGGAAAGUCAUGGAAAUGCCAUAUUACGAUAUUGACAUUAUUCGUCGCGUCUUCAAGAACGCAGAGCGAGUUCGCACUUGCAACUCUGUCACCACUCAUGUUCCUGGCAUGUUUGCGUCUGUCAACAAUGUCACAGAUCCGUCCACUGGUGAUGUCGUCGGCUAUAUUUCGAACGCUGGUAUUCCGUCCAUUGCAAACCAGACUGUUCAGGAGCUUGAUGUGAUCACUCCUUACAGUGUCUUCCCUACAGUGCUCUUUGAUAAGGCCGUCGGCAUGGCCUGGUGGAGAAAUAUGGCUAUUGCCAAGAAAAUGCAAAACAUUUACGGCAGCACCGAGUCAACUCGCCGUGACGGAGCCGGCGUCUCUGCCUUGCUCACCUGGGAUAGCAAAGUCACUACAGUGAAUUCGAUUCUUGGCGGAGUCUCAGGCUUUGUUCGGCAGAAGAUGAAGUCUGACAAAAUUUACUCGACAUUUGUGAACCGAAUCGAGAUGGAAUAUUCGCGUGUUUUCCAACAAUUAAAGGGAGAACACGUUGACUUUUGUCUACCAAAGGAAACCGUUCCGGAUGCCGGACUCACUGACUUUGGAACCUGCAAGUGA